GUUUCAAACUUGAAGAAAAAAGUUGAAGGCGGUGAAAGGCUGAACUUGCCCACAUGCACUGUUUUCUCACACAUCACUUUCUCUCUCUAAACCCCUGUUUCUCUCUUUCUCUCCCAUGAUCAGUGGGCCUACUUUACCUUCAACGAGCGGCGCUGUUAGUCUUUUACUUGGUUUCCAAGCUCACCCACCUCUCUCUAAUCUCUCUCUCUCUCUCCCAAUCAAUUUCAAUUCAAACAAAUCCAAACCCCAAAAACCAAAACCCCUUCUUCUUCUCUUCUUCUUCUUCUUCUCGUCUCUUGCACUCAUCAUUCAUUCAGAUAUAUACCUAUAUAUAUAGAUAUAUAGAGAGAAAGAAGAUGAAAGGCGAAUUUGCAGAGGAAAAGGAUCACCCAAACAACAUGUUUGCAAAGCUUCACCAAACCCAGAAAUUCCAACAACCUCUACAUCCUCACCACUUCCAAGUCAUCCGUGAAUGCCAGAACUCCGAAGAAGCCGACAGCCGUAGCCCCGGCGCCACCACCACUCCUUCCGCCGCCAUGAAAGAACCCAACAGCGACGGAGCCACCAUCGAAGUCAUUCGCCGCCCCAGAGGCCGCCCACCCGGCUCCAAAAACAAACCCAAACCUCCCAUCAUCAUCACCCGCGACUCCACCACCGAACCCCCCAUGACUCCCUACGUUCUCGAGCUCCCCCCCGGCGGAGACGUCGUCGCCGCCAUCACCCGCUUCUGCCGCAACCGCAACACGGGCCUCUGCAUCCUCACCGCCUCUGGCGCCGUCGCCAACGUCACUCUCCGGCAACCCACGGCUUCGCCGACGGGAGCUACGGUGACGUUCCACGGCCGCUUCGAUAUACUGUCUCUGUCUGCGACGAUAUUGCCGGCGACGACGUCGUUUUCGAGUGGGUUCACGAUAUCUUUGGCGGGGCCGCAGGGGCAGAUCGUGGGAGGGGCGGUCGUGGGGCCGCUGAUGGCGGCGGCGACGGUGUAUGUGAUCGCGGCGUCGUUUAAUAACCCGGCGUUUCAUCGGUUGCCGGCGGUGGAGGACGAUGUUGAGGGGAUGUCUCCUACGGCGGUUUCGGGCGGCGGAGGUGGUGAUGAUAGCGGGCAUCCAACGGCGGCGGACAUGUCGAUGUAUAGUGGUCAGUUGGCUUCUUCUGAUGUGAUAUGGACACCCACUCCUAGACAACCACCACCACACUACUGAACACGCUCACCAUCUCUGUGUGUCUUUGUUUCAUUCUCAUGCUACUGUGAAGAAGUCUUGGAUUUGUGUUAUUAGGACUUUUGGGUUUAAUUUUCACAUGUUUAAUCUUCAUGAUGAUGAUGAUGUUGGUGUUAGUUUAGUUUAGUUUUGUUUUGUUUAUUUUUUGUGAAGUGGUAAACUGAAAGAGAAAGAGAAUAGUUAUUAGUGUCAGCUUUACUUGGUUCUUUUCUAACGAAUCUUUGUUGAAAUUUUCAUGUUUAAUUAAUUAAUGGGUGGGUGUUUUAGCGUCCAAA
This is a messenger RNA of Camellia sinensis, 1498 nucleotides long. Its product is annotated as AT-hook motif nuclear-localized protein 28. Lineage: Eukaryota; Viridiplantae; Streptophyta; Magnoliopsida; Ericales; Theaceae. Gene Ontology annotation, molecular function: DNA-binding transcription factor activity; minor groove of adenine-thymine-rich DNA binding. Gene Ontology annotation, cellular component: nucleus. The record is from RefSeq and is a predicted model, not a curated record.